Molecule: messenger RNA, 426 nt
Organism: Colletotrichum acutatum
Lineage: Eukaryota; Fungi; Ascomycota; Sordariomycetes; Glomerellales; Glomerellaceae
Exons: 2
Coding region: 1-426 (141 amino acids)
Source: RefSeq, a predicted model, not a curated record
AUGUUGUCUUCAAAGUUCUUCCGAGGCCUCUGCGCUGUCUUCGUCCUCCUUCUCGGCGCCAGCUUCGCCACGGCCUCCCCAGUCGCCGUCAACGCGGAGCUAGGCCCCCGCACCCCAACCGAAGAUACCGCCGUCGCGGCCCGCGCUUCAGGCGGUGGCUGGUGCUGGCCCUUCUGCAACCCCUUCAGCGGCGGCGUCCCCAACGCCCCAAACCACUUCGACUUCCGCCCGCCCGCGUCAACGGCCCGCGCGCAGUACUUUGACACCCCGGACAAUCAAGUCACCCUCCGCGCCGAGACGCAGACCACGGGUGCCGUGCUGGUGACCGUCUCGGUCGGCACGCGGUACACUCUGCCCGCGCACGCCGAGAUCAACGUGCGGCUUCUGGUGCGGGGCUGGGACAGGACUUGUGAGAGAGUUGCUUAG